CUCUCCCCGCUAAUGUUUUUCCUGAGCCGGUUGCCUAGCAACGAAGGCGUUUCCCCGAGAUUUAAGGAUACCUCUCACGCUGGUGCCUCACUCUGCUCAGACUGCCGCCGGCUCGCAGCUCGGCACAAGGCGGGAGGGAUCCCCCUGCUCCGGCCCUCCACCACCGCGUCCAGCCCGGCCUGGAGUCUCCAAAGUGUCGCGGAACUUUACCCAGGGAGACUAUUUUAAAAGAAAAACAAACAAACAGACAAACAAAAAAGGCGGCAGAAGAAGAAGAAGAAGAAGGACUUCCCAACCCACAGCUCUAACUGAUGAGGCAGCCUCCAAAUGACGUCGAGAUGGCGUUAGGCGGAACACUGCUGCCGUCCAUAUCCACGUUCGCCAGCGGCCCGGUCGACAAGAGCAGAACCAUCGGAAGCGCCUACAUUAAAUGGAAGGAGGAGCUGUUCCAUGUUAAGAGAUCCAGUGUUCCUGCAGGAAGUAGCUGCUCUGACCUGGACCUUCCCACCGCCACCAGCAUGUCCAAGAAAGACCCAGAACCUGAUCUGGACUUAGACUAUGACUUUAUUUUGUCCAACUCCAUCCUGCAGCAGCAGCAGCAACAGCAGCAGCAGCAGGAGGAGGAUGGCGGUGGCCUGGCGUGCGGCUCUGCCCGGGUGCUGUCUCCCUCCCCCGGCUCCUUCUCCUCGUCUUUCCAGCUCCCUUCCCCUCAGGACGCCGCCAGUGAGCUCUUGUACACCAUCCCAGACAUCAGCGACGUUUCUCCCUCGGGAGGAUUCGUGGCUGAACUCAUGAGACCCGAGCUGGACCCCGCGUAUCUCCAUCCCACCGGGGUCCACGGCAAGUUUGUCGUCAAGGCAACAAUGGAGGCGGGAGAGUACGGCAAGGCCUGCGCCAACGCCGGGUCGGACUCGCGAGUAUCUCCGUCCUUCCCCUGCCACAGGAUAAAGCAGGAGAACCCCAGUAACUGCACCAUCUCCCAGACCGUGGAUCUCCACCUAAGCCGGGGAGGCCAGCAGCGGCCCGGACACUUGGAUUUACACGGGUUCCCCAGCGGGGGGCGUUCCGUCACUGCCAGCAGGUUAUCCUCGACCUCCUCUCUUUCGCCGGACCUUCCUCUCGGGCGGGAGCACCAGCUGGGGCAUCCUCUCACCCAGAUGCCCCUACCUCCGCAGGGAUAUCACCACGGCUCUCCGCAGGGAUACCCCUCCUACCCUCAGACGUCCGCCAUGCAGUACCCAGAGGCGCUGAUGAUCUCUAGCGGGGACUGCCUCCCAGAGGAGCCCAAGCCCAAGCGCGGCAGGCGCUCGUGGCCGAGAAAGAGGGUGGCGACGCACACCUGCGACUACGUGGGCUGCGGGAAAACGUACACCAAGAGCUCCCACCUGAAAGCACAUCACCGCACGCACACAGGGGAGAAGCCGUACCACUGCGACUGGGAGGGCUGCGGCUGGAAGUUUGCACGUUCCGACGAGCUCACCCGCCACUACAGGAAGCACACGGGUCACCGGCCGUUCCAGUGUCAGAAAUGCGACCGGGCCUUCUCCAGGUCGGACCACCUGGCUCUCCACAUGAAGAGGCACUUAUGAGACCCGGGUCAGGGACCAGAAACGACGACCAAAGCCGGAGGCUCCAGGACGGAAGAACAUCUAAAUAUAUUCAUGUAUUCAUGGAAAGCUGAACAAACUGAUAUUUUAUUUUGAAUUCUUGCCUUCAAACUGGAGUCAAGCAACAAGACAAGCUGUGGUGUUUCAUGGCAGAAAAAAAAGAGCAUUACUCCUUUAAGAAAAAACGCCUUCUUCAAAAACUCAUCCUGUGACUCGACGAGGCCUUUCAUCCGGGGUUGUAUUUUUUUGUUUUUUAUUUUUUUUUUACGACAGGGACCAAACUGGAAUUUUUGUCUUAUUUAACCGACAAAACUUGGAUGGACCAGGUGCCGACCGCUUUUAACUGGAAAACAUCAGGGAAACCAAACAUCUCCAGAGGCCUUCAACCAGCAGCCACGCCAUCACAGACAAACAAAAAAAGAAAACGCCAUUAAUAAUGCUCACCUGCAACGGCAUGGAUUUCAGGUACACCCCCUCCCCCCUCAUGCAGAAUGGUGCUUAAGGUUUAUUUUUCUAAACAAAAAAGGUACCAAAGAUCCAGAAACGAAAGGAGGCGACAACAGUUUUUAUCCCACAAAAGAAAAAGUGCCAUAGCAGUCGUUUGGAAACUUCCUCAAUUGACUUCAGGUGAUUUUAUUUUUUUUCUUUUAUUUUGAAAAGCGGUGAUGGCAAUCUUCAGUGCACUGCAGCUGCAAAGUGCAAUAAUUUAUAUGAGACUUUCAUAUUUUUGUAUUUGAGUAACUCAGAACAAAAAAAAAACUGUUUAUAACUGAUAUAUGUAAUAUAAUCUCAAGACUUUUGUACAUUUUGUAAAUAUGAAAUGCUUUGUUAUUGUUUUGUAUUUUAUGGUAUAAUAAAACAAAAUGUAUUUGAAAUAAUGGAGGGGGGGGGUUUCCUGAAAGAAUGAAGCCCGUUUCGAAGGCAGCCACAAUAUCCUGCCUGAUAGCGGUGAGAGCGCCGCCGGCAAACGAACACAAUGAUAGAAAAAAAAAAAAAAAAGAAAGAAAGUACACUCCAACAAUGUCCUCCUUCUUGGGGUUUCUCUUUCCACCUGUCACAGGAAAGAAAGAAAACAGGACAACCGAGUGACUGGCUGACAUUCAAAUCCGACACCAGAUCUGAGCUGCAGCGGAUGAGCUAAAGAUGCUGCAGAGAUGCGGGAAACCAAAGCUUCCACCGUUUUAGCCACUUCCAACAGGAAAUUUCCUCAUCCAGAUGGAAGAACACAAACUGGAAACGAUUCGGAAAAGUUGCAUUGAUCAAAUUAAAUGUUGGUGCAAAAAAAAAAAAAAAAAAA
Messenger RNA from Oryzias latipes (Japanese medaka), 2904 nucleotides. RefSeq names its product Kruppel like factor 4 (gene klf4). The record is from RefSeq and is a predicted model, not a curated record. Gene Ontology annotation, molecular function: DNA-binding transcription factor activity, RNA polymerase II-specific; RNA polymerase II cis-regulatory region sequence-specific DNA binding. NCBI's taxonomy places the organism in Eukaryota, Metazoa, Chordata, Actinopteri, Beloniformes, Adrianichthyidae. Gene Ontology annotation, biological process: regulation of transcription by RNA polymerase II.